Molecule: messenger RNA, 750 nt
Organism: Striga hermonthica
Lineage: Eukaryota; Viridiplantae; Streptophyta; Magnoliopsida; Lamiales; Orobanchaceae
Source: the annotation of a GenBank genome assembly
AUGUUCACAUUUGUAUAUAUACAGACCAUCAAGUUCUUAACCAGCGUUUCGGGAUUGGACGCGAACACAGCCAACCUCGGCCAGAUGACACCAGACGACAUCCUAAAUCGAACCCAAAGGAGCCCGAGAGACUCAGAGAUCCACAAAUAUCUUAAAAUGAAUAAGCUCGGGAGGCAGGAAGAUUCCCAUGACAAGUGGCUGAAACAAACAAAAAGCUCGCUGAUGGUGGUGGCCAUUCUCAUCGCAACCAUAGCUUUUCAAAUCAUGGCCAAUCCUCCGAGUGGCGUGUGGCAGGACCACGAGGAUCCCACAGAACUACAAAGCCCUGCGCCCAACGCGGGCCCUCGUAUGUGGGCCGGUGAAUCCAUAUUCGCGUGGAAUUAUACAGAUAUUUACGAAAUAUUCUCUGUUGUGAACACACUAGGGUUCUUUGUCUCUCUCAGCAUCAUACUGCUGCUAGUGAGCGAGCUGCCGUUCGGAUCAAAAAAGUUGCUCAUGUGGCUUCUGAUAGGGAUGACGUGGUUCGCCAUCAUAUCCAUCUCUGUGGUGUACGUAUUUGCACUUUUCGCUGUUACGCCAGGUCGAUCGUUGCUUUCAUCGAGCGGUAAUGUGGCAGUCUGGUGCAUGAUCGGGUGGGCUGGGUUAAUUGUCCUGAUCGUUAUUAGCCACGGUAUCCGUUUGAUGCUAAAGGCAUGGAGGAAGAUAUCGGGGUUGUUCUCCAGGGGACCAACAGCCACCACAUUGGUUUGA